UACGAGCUGCAUACCCAGUGAUCUCGAAGUGAUCAGUUUAUUUUUAUGUAAAGAUAACACGCAGAACUACAUUUGACAGGUUGAUGUUCUCAUUUGAAGGGCAGUGCGUUGAAAAGAAUGAGUUUAAUGCGUGUUCGUUCAAAUGAUGUAUUUUGGCUCCAGAUUUAGCUGGCUAUCUGUCAGAUAUUUCAAACCAAAUGUUAGCCCCAGCAGCUGUAACUUAUGCUAACUAUACGAAGCUGCCAUGUAAAAUAAUACAGGGGAAGUCCAGUAUUUUUCCCACGAGUUAUCUGGCUGAGUACCUGUCUAGUCUACAUAUUUGUGACAUGUGAACGAUAAUAUUGAGCAUGCGAGGUUAGCUACACCCAUAUUUACAACUCGCAUUUAAACGUGUAUUUAGCCAGAGAACAGGCAGCUAUUUGUAUGUGAACGGAUGUGUGUAAUUUUGCGCUUUAGUAAAUAUUUUUGGAGAGCACAGCUGCGUCUCCUUGAAAUGAGGUAACUGCUUUAGCAUUACCAUAGCGUCUAAACCAGGUCUGAGAAUGGCAACCUCAGAUACAACCCCUUUGUGUCUACCCCACUGGGACACCGGCGAAAGGAGCCUUCGCUUCUUGUACCUUGCUGGUUCCAGUUCUUUUAAAAUUUGCAAGAAUCAUAACGCUGAGGAGACGAUGAUUCCCCUGUUUCUAGGUGCUGACCUGUUCUCAAAAACAGAGAUCCGGACAGAGAAUCAUCCAAGAAACCAUGCAAAGUUUGCAAAGAAGGGACUGGCCACCAAGCUUGUGUUUUCAUCUGAAUUCCGAUUUCAUGGACUGAAACUUCCCCUGGCCAACAACAGCCUGUGGUUUUACAGCAUCCAGGGUGUCUUUCGUGUUGCCUUUGAACUCUACAGCAAGCUGGAGCAGCUUCUUGUGCUGCAAGCCUUUCAGGAGCUGUGGAAGUCCAGAAUAAACGAUGCUCCCCUGAACAUGUGCUAUGAGCUGAGUGUCCACCUGAAUGCUCUGCAGCCCAGUGACAUCAUAGAGGUGCACAACAGAGAAACACAAAAAAGGCUGAGGUCUCAGCACACCCCAGUGGCACAUUCAGAUUCGUUCCCUCAAGCUACAGAGGGGCCUGAUGCCGCCCCUGAGAAGGGCGUGCCCCCUCCCGAUGGUACCUCCACAGCUGACCAUGACUACUGCUGCCCUACUGAUGGGGACUCGGCCGAUCGGUCAGAUUGCCUCCAACGCAUCUCUCAGAAACUCCAGAGCUUGGAUGCCUUGCUGCAGGGCUCCAAGGGUGAUGCGGAGAAAGGCUUCCAGGACACCGCCCUGCUUCUGCUGGAUCACAUCGAGCGGUCCGUGAAGCAGGGCCUAGACGAGCGCGGCCUGGCGGACACCGUGCUGAGGCUGCUCCAGACCCGGGGCCCCGGGGAGGGGGGCUCGGUCUACUCCAGCCCCCUGCUCCACGCCGUCGGCGGCUGGCUGGGCCAGCAGUUCCACGCCGCCAACGCCUGCGUUAGCCAGCGGGUGGAGGGCUUCAAGAUGCGGCACAUCGAGCGCAUCACGGACCUGCCGCCGGCCGAGGAGCUGGCGGGGGAGCUGUUCCCCGAGGCCAUGCGAGUGCUGCUGCUAAACUGGAUGGGGCUGGACGAGGCCUCGGCCCUGUGGAAGAGGCAUAGCGAGUAUCCCAUCCUCCUGCUCAUCCUGGAGUUCGCCAACCACAACCUCAUCACUGGCGUGGCGCACGUUCUCUACUCCAGUCUGAUAUGCAAGUGACGCUUCCAAUCCAGCGAACGUUUAUGCAGAAGACAGAGAAAGACUUGCUAGCUCAAUGACAGGCAAAACACCUUUUCAAAAGCCUUGACAUGUUGCAUUUCACCUCAGCAUAAGGUUUCUGGUAUAAAUUUUGUACCAUUUAUUGGCUGUUGUAUAAAUGUGAAAGUUGGUUCCAGAAAGUAAGAGCAAUUUGAUGUAUAGCCUCAGUGUAAGUGGGGUCAUUGAACUAAACCAACAUUCAAGCCCUUUCCAGGAAACAAAAUUUAAUGAGGGGAAACCGAAAUGCACAACAUUGUAAAUUGAAACUGUAAAUAUACAACAUUGAUUUUACUGUACCAGUAAAUGAGCAGGAUUGUGGCUGUA
Megalops cyprinoides (Indo-Pacific tarpon) is the source of this 2120-nucleotide messenger RNA. RefSeq lists its product as uncharacterized. Bases 543 to 1757 code for a protein of 404 amino acids. The transcript has 4 exons. NCBI's taxonomy places the organism in Eukaryota, Metazoa, Chordata, Actinopteri, Elopiformes, Megalopidae. The record is from RefSeq and is a predicted model, not a curated record.